Molecule: messenger RNA, 905 nt
Organism: Moneuplotes crassus
Lineage: Eukaryota; Ciliophora; Spirotrichea; Euplotida; Euplotidae
Source: the annotation of a GenBank genome assembly
AUUAUUUCCAUGUCCUUUGAUCAUCCUUAUGAAGAUAAUAGUUCUUACCAUGCAGAGACAGCAGGGAGUACUAGCCGGAUUAGACCGAAGAUAGAGAUUAAUCGAUUUCUCUCUGUCAAAAGUAGGAAACCCAAGAUCAUAUCCUCAGACGCUCACAUAAGCAUGUCACAAAGCAAGCGCAAAUUCAUCAAAGGAGUCCGGCGCGCCAGCCUAAUAAAUCGGAUCGGGAAAUCCUUUGAAAAAUCUACACUUGCCAAAAGCUACAAUCCUCCCUUCGUGCCUGGGAUAAAGUCACAUUUAAGUUAUUGAGACACAGAGAUUAGGAAAUAAAAUUUUUAAGAUGAAUAAGAGGUAUAAGUACAGGAGGAAUAGAAGGGAAAGAGUGGUGAAGUCAUUGUCGCAGAUAGAGAGGAAAGAUAGUGAAGUGCUUGGAGUUAUGAACAUUCCGGCCUGAAGUAGUGCGGAAAAGAGUGGGAAAGGCAAGUCCUCUAGACUGGUGAAUAUUAAAUAAUGCUGAAAAGGUUAGGCAUCUAAAGAAAGUAGAAUUCUGUGCUUUGAUGAAAAAUAAGUACAAACAAAUCCAAAACUCUGACUCAACUAUUAUCAGUAAUGUCCCAAAACACGCUCAGGGCAUUGAUAUGCUUGGCUCCUUCAUUAAAGCAAAAGAGUGUUCUUUUCUUCGAAGGAUCAACACUGAGAUUUCAAAGAAGAUCAAGAACGAAUGGUCAACUCGGAGCUUGAUCAACUAUAUCUCACAGACUGAGCGGGAGAAGAAGGAGAAGAGGAGAAAGAUUGAGGCUAUAAUGAGGAACAAGAAUCUUCAACAGAUGCAAGAUUCCAUAAAGUCUCCUUUGAUUGGCUCUGAAAAAUGAGAGACCAAAUCCUAUCAUAAAGAAUCACAUUAA